This is a messenger RNA of Xiphophorus couchianus (Monterrey platyfish), 2010 nucleotides long. RefSeq lists its product as uncharacterized. NCBI's taxonomy places the organism in Eukaryota, Metazoa, Chordata, Actinopteri, Cyprinodontiformes, Poeciliidae. The record is from RefSeq and is a predicted model, not a curated record. The transcript has 4 exons. Bases 476 to 1585 code for a protein of 369 amino acids. Gene Ontology annotation, cellular component: plasma membrane; signaling receptor complex.
AGCACUUUAACGCUCAAAGGCAAACGCAUAAAGCAGAUAAAAUGUCGAGACGGAACGAAUGUCAAACACGGCGCUUCUGAUCUGAGUGAGGAUUUUUCUGACCACGGUCUGACGUCCACAGAAGAAGUAGGAUAAAAGGAAAAGGAUGAAUUUGAGAAGAGGCAGCAGGUGUGCUGUACCGAAGGGCGAACAAGAGUUUCACCUAUCAUGCUGCAGAACUCAAACUCCAGGAAUCCUGCCAUAGUUGCGUCCCUACUUAACAACGCUCAAAGCAAAACAGCAAAAAUGAAAAGGUGGAGCCACAGGAGGAGCAGUUUUCAAGGAAGCUACUCCACUCGAGGACAAUAUUCACAGAACAGCAUGAACAGCAUCCUGCUGGACGGGCUUAUCUGCUGAAGUUCACUGAACUAAAGAAAGAAUAACCCUGGACAGAAAGAUUUUCUUGGAGCACCUUUACUCCAGACUCGUUGCAUAAAUGUUUCCGGAGUCUUCCUCGUCUUUGGAGGACAGUCUAACUGCGAAAAUGUUUGCCAUCAUCGAGCAGUGGGAUGAGGCGUCCAACCAAUACACAGACGUCACCAAGAAGUACUUCAUGCUUUUGCUCAUCAAGUUUGGACUGGAAACAGCUGUGUUUUACUCAUGCAGCCCGAAAAAGUAUAUGUACUUUUUAAGCGCCUGCAGCCUGUCCGUUUUGCUGGCUGAUUUUCUUCUUACAUUGUUAAUGGGAGCUGCCUGGUUUCUCGGCCCAGAGAAGUCAUUGCCGUCAACCUGCUUCCUGUUGGCUACAGCCUCAACAACAUACGGAGCUCUGCCACUCCCUAUGUUGAUCCUCGGCUUUAUUGACUACUGCUUAGACGACACCUUUAUGAGCAAUGUCUCAGUGUUAUGGAAAACAUUUAGAAAUGUAAUCUUGACCAUGGUGGUUUGGGCGGUUGCUAUUCAUAACUCACUUCACUCUGAUUAUGCCAGACUGGUGGAACUGGAUUCUUCGGGGGAGAUAAAGGUGCUUCUCUGUAAAGUGACAGAGUCAACAGUGAUCACAACCUUUACUUUCGGACUUUUCAUGGCAUGCCUACUGACACUGGUGCCAUUUUGGUCCAGAAUUCCCCAGUGGUUGAGAGAAGUCGACAGGAUGCUUGAAGCACGGGAGCAGCAGCAGAACAUGAGGAGCGAUCUGCUCCUCACUUCUACCUGGAAUCCCAACCCAGAAACAAAAACCAGACUGGAGGAAUAUCCCGAGGAGAACAGCCUGACGAGGCCUCCUCUGUGGUUCAGCAUAACACUUGGCUUUAUAUUGUUCUGGAUGCCAUAUCUUGUGAUGUCUGUCUCUUGCCUGAUCUGCGGACUUGGAGUACCCACACACCUCGGAGUAAACCUUCUGUGGUUGGAGUGCUCCAACAGCCUCCUGGUGGGUUUGGUGUUCUGGGCAAAGAGCUACACAAAGGGGCCUUACAGCAGUCUACCAGAGGACGUGUGCUUAUGGCAGGUUUACUGGCACUUAAGCAAAGAUAUACGACGGUCUCUGCCACCUACCGCUGUGUUUAAAGCACCAUGUGAAAAGAAGAGCAGUUCAUUUCAUGUGUAGAAAAAAAUAAAUAAAUCGCCCAACAACACAGCAAUGCAGACUAAAUGAAAGUCCUCCGGCAUAUGAAUCGAUCAGUGAUCGGACUCUGUGGUUGUUACUCCAUCCUGCUCGUGGCUGAAUGUUACAAAAGCUAGACUCAGAAACGAAUCUCCACAGAUCGUCCUCUCCAGAAGCCAAGAGGUGAUAAAUUGCAGCUUUAAAUGAACUGUUAACUUUUCACUGCAUGCCUACUGAUACUGGUGCCAUUUUGGUCCCGAACUCUGCGAAGUUGAUCUUCGCAGCAAAAUGUUGCAACUGUUUACUGUGCACGGAGGGAAAUUUGCAAUGACUACAAAAUGUAGCAGAUCACUUUAUCUUCUUUUAUUUUAACUUUAUGGACUCUACUGAUACAUGUUUGUCAAAAAAUAAUAAAAACAUUUCUGAAA